ACCCCAUCAGAGUGUAUAUUUGAAUUUCUUCGAUUAACCACAAUAACCACUGGUAGUAGCUAUGAAUUCAAAGUUGCUUUUUGUCUUUGUCGGACUGCUGGUGAGAGAAGCAGUGGGUCAUGGGAUGAUGCUGGAUCCUCCAAACAGGAGCUCCGUAUGGAGGGUGAACCCACGUGCUCUUAAGGACUACGACGACAAUUCCAACUUCUGUGGCAGUGCUUAUGUACAACAUUAUAAAAAUGGAGGCAAAUGUGGACUUUGCGGUGAUUCGUAUAGUGAUCCUCAUCCUCAGGAUAAUGAGAAUACUGGUAAAUAUGGGGCAGGACUAAUUGCAGGAACAUACGAGGCUGGCAGCGUUAUUGACGUCAAAAUCAGACUCACAGCUAACCAUCUUGGAACAUUCACUUAUAGUUUGUGCAAGUUGGAGGACCCUAAGGCACCGGAAUCUGGAGAGGAUUGCUUCAUUCCUCUUAUGUUAGAAGAUGGUUCUAGUCAGUACAACGUCACAAGCGAUGAGUUCAAUAUUAUAAACAAGGUACAACUUCCUGAGGAGCCCUGCGAGAGGUGUGUCCUUCGCUGGCAUUACACAGCAGGUAACAACUGGGGAGUGUGUGACGAUGGAACUUCCGGAUUAGGAUGUGGACCCCAGGAGACCUUCCGCUCCUGUUCUGAUAUUGUUAUUCAAUAAUCUAUAUUAUAAAUGCAUACCGAAAUAAACAAUGCAUUGAACGAUUAUCAUGAA
Messenger RNA from Anoplophora glabripennis (Asian longhorned beetle), 742 nucleotides. RefSeq lists its product as uncharacterized. NCBI's taxonomy places the organism in Eukaryota, Metazoa, Arthropoda, Insecta, Coleoptera, Cerambycidae. The transcript has 4 exons. The record is from RefSeq and is a predicted model, not a curated record. The coding region runs from base 62 to 688 and encodes 208 amino acids.